AUGAGUGCGGCAGACCUGGGCAAGGAACAGUCGUGCCAAGAUAUACUCACUGUUAAUCCCGAGACUGAUGACGUGAACAUGGAUGGAGAAACAGCAUUGCAUAUUGCGUGUAGGAGAGGACAUGUGGGCGUUGUCAACCUGCUGAUGGAUUACGGGACAAGUUUGAAUGUUUGUAACAAAGAUGGUGUAACGUGUUUUGAGGCAGCCGCCAAUGCAGAAAGGGGCAAAGUUGUGUUCGCAAUGAUAAAACAUAAAAGGUAUGAACAGUUACCCCAGACUGAACUGUUAUCUACCAGUUAAACUCAAAGUUUUAAUGGCAGGAAGUAGGAGACUCGACUUGCACAUGACAGCCGAAAAGUAAGAGUAUACGAAAGUUGAGCAGGCUGGGCGAUGAAAACAACGGUCUCCUCUUCGUUUUGGCGCUACGAUUAAGACGUUUUCCUUGCUUCUAAGAUAGCUAAAAAUGGUAAAAUAAAUUUUCAAAUCCAAACCCUAGAUGGAACGUAGAUUUAAUGCCAUUCUUUCCUCUGUUUUCUUUUAUCAAUGGAAAUUCCCGACUCUUUCUCAAAAAGCAGUCGUGAUCAUUAUUCUGACACCUUAGGUCACUUCAACAGAGCCAAAGCCUCUCAGAAACACCCUUAUGUUUAACCUUAUGUAAGCUUCACCCAAACCUUAGUUCGGUUCCCCCCUGGUUCUCAAUCGAAUUUCCAAGCUUCAAUAAAAAUCUCAGAUAAAUACCACCCAGGAUCUCCUACAUUUUGUUAUAGCUGGAGAUUUUUUGAUACGUUUUGUUAGGGAAACACACGAAAAGUGUUUUAGUGUCCAUUCAUUGAUAAUUAGUAUUUUAAGAUAAACGGAUAAACGUCUUCAUGAGCCAUCUUGAGCUUCCUUCCUCGGACAACCUAAAGAAAAUCUGUCUAGGUUAGGACACAAUUUCAAGAUUUGUUAGACUUAGGGGUCACAUGAUUGAUUGAGUUUGGUCGGGCGGACGGGUAGAUAUUUGAUUCUGACUUUGUUUUAUUGCUUCUGAACAGAUGGAUGGAAAUAAUGGAACACAAGGAUAAGAACGGCCUUACCCCCAUGAAGCUUCUCAUAAAACACUUCCCAGAGAGUGCACAGCUGGUGAUGGAUUACUGCAUUGAUCGAUCAGAGAUAGAAAGUUCUGAUGAUCCAAAUUUUACCAUCACUUGCAAUCUCCGUUUCUUAGACCCCAGUCCUACUAACGCUAUUUGCCAGAGAGGAAGCCAUUUCUUUGGACCGAGCACCAUGGUGAAACACGAGCGUAAAGAAUUACUCGAGCAUCCUUUGACACAGGUCUUGCUGAAUAAGAAGUGGUCUUCUUUCGGGCGCUUGGUGUUCUACUUUAACUUUAUGUUCUAUUUUGUCUUUGUUGUCACGUUUACAGCUUUCUUAAUCCGAUUCAUACAGAACGGUGAUAAAGGAUUGGGAGAUUUUUUUAUGUAUCCAAUAGUAUUUUUACUUAUAGGCGUCCGAUUCAUCAAGGAAGUUAUUGCAAUACUUGUCCAGAGGCUUCAGUAUUUCACCAUUUUAGGCAAUCUCACUGAAUGGUUACUCUACAGUACGACGUUUUCAUUCAUAACGUUACUUCUCAUUUUCGAUGUGAUAUUUUCGUUACUCCGCCUUGAGAAGCGUCAUGAUUUUUACCCACAACUUAUCUGGGUGUUGGGUGCCAUCUCGAUUUUCCUUUGCUAUGCGAACCUGGUCUUGGUUCUUCGUCGGUUGAGUCUGGUUGGAAUCUAUGUCACUAUGUUUAUAGAGGUUACUAAGUCGGUUUUAAAAGUACUUCUUAUCUUCUUUGUCUUGUUCUUUGGGUUCUCCAUGGUGUUCUACGUCCUCUUUAAAUCAGAGGUAAGAUGAAAUGAGAGAUAAGUGUGUAUGUGAGUAAAUUUGCUUCUGUUUAUGAUUUAUGUGGUUUUUUUUUCCUUUCUAUCAUGCUCGUAAUUUAAAACCGAAAGUAAAAAUCAUAUUCUUCAUCCUGUACCUUUUCGCGCCCUUUAAUGACUCGCUCAAUAGCAACAAGCUUGACAGAUUUGGUUACAGUAAUUAAUUAAAAUGUCCCCCGAGUUUGGGCUCAAUAUGGGUGCAGCAAAUGCCUAAUCGUACCUUUUCAGUGCGCAUUGACGACAUAUAAAGCUCGCUUGGUCUCGUCAAGGGUAUCUUGGAAUCGUGACUCAACUAAAAUCGCCUCAUUUUCCAACGGAGCGCGCCAAAAAGGUACGAUUAAGGAUGAUAUUGAAGAAAUGUAAAAUGGUUUCCGUGUUUACAUAGCCUGACGUAAACACGCGGGAGAUGGGAGUUGGCUAUGUAAACACGGAAACCAUUUUACAUUUCUUUUAUAAAAUAACUAAUUAAAGAGGAACGAAAACCGUGUUUACAUACGUUCAUGUAAAAUGGUUUUAUGGCCAAUCAGAGCGCGCGUACUAUUUGAAUUAUUUUAUAAAACGUUACAGUAAACGAAAUAUACAGUAAUGAUAAACAACAGACAACAGUCCAUGAAAUUGUCCGGGUUUGCUACAAGGAUCGAUUCCCUUUAGUAAUACGCUUAUGGAAAAAGAUUUCGAAUGAGCAUUGGUUAAACCUUUAACCCCCAAGAUCUGAUUGUUAAUUCUCCCAGCUGCUACACAUUUCAUUUUAAAUUAGUUAAGAGAAUAUGGUGUUAGAUUAAGAAAAACAACUUUUGUGUGAUAAGUUCAUUCUCAUUACCUGUUUGCUAGAUAGUGUAUAGAUAUUACACGGAGAAGUAACCUCUCCAUCGCCUCUGGGAGUUAAAGGAUUAAAGCGCUGAGAAUCUCUCCUAUUUCCUCCACAGGAGGUGGUAUUUAAACAGCUGGGAUUUGCCUUACUGAAGGUGACAGUGAUGACAAUUGGAGAGGUUGACUUUGAAGAUAGAUUCAUGCAUUCCCAGAAUAUCACAAACAAGCCGACAUUUUCUCAGACAGCUUCUUUCGUUUUCCUCGGCUUAUUCUUGAUUUUAAUGACAAUUGUACUGAUGAACCUGCUGGUAUGCAUUAGGAUAAGAAACUUUUCUAUAACUUUUGAUAGUACUAGUAGGAUGCACAAAUAUAAAUGAAGCAGCGUUCUAUCACAAACGCAGUAGUCUUAUUGGCUUCACCACUCAUUAUCUAUUUGACAUAAGGAUCCCAUCUUAACAUGUGUCUAUUCAGUGAGUGACGAGCAUCUAAUUUCUCCUUACAAUAUCCCCACUCAAUCACACAUGAAUGUCAUGAGAAUAAAGGAAAUAAUCACCAACUAACGAAACUCUUGAUUGUUAGACAAAUUCUCCUUGUCAGCACCUUAGUAAAUGUACAGAGAACAGAAUGGAGAAUAUGAACACUGAUAUCAGAGUGUAGAGGGUUAAGCUGAAUUAUGCACGCAUUUUGUCUGCUUCUUACUUACGAUGUAUCGGUAGAUAUACAUCCAUAGAUGACUUUACCAUUGACAAAUUUUUUUCUUUAUCAUAUAAAACAAAUAGAUUCUAUGUAGGCAUGGGUCUGUUCAGUAACAGAUCACAAAAGACCUCAAAAUAAAGAAACAAUGUCAGUGACACGCUCGGCUGUGCCUCAUGUGCCACUUUUUGUCCUUACCACAUUUUGACCUUAUCUAUGAUCUAUUACUGAACAGACGCUCGGCAACAUAGAAACUUCCUGUGGCAUACACCACAAAUAACGUCAAUUGUAGUUGCAACAAAAAAUUGGAACACGGGACGCAACCGAGUGUGUCACCGACUCAAAAUUUGUAUUAUCAAGACGCUUCCAGCGAAUAAAUCAAACUUAAUGCUAUAAUUUGUAGGACGUUGAUCACCGUUGCAUGUUUCACCUACAGGUGGGUCUUGCCGUGGGUGAUAUCGACGCAAUCCGACGCAAUGCUGCGUUUAAAAGGAUGGCUAUGAAAGUCAUGUAUAUCGCCAAGGUCGAAAACAGCUUCCCGAGGUGCAUCUCGCGGCGUUUUCGCCAUCCAGAAGUAACUUUGCAGCCAAAUCGUCGAACUCUGAGGAAGAGGUAUGCCGUGAGUGCCAUUCUAAUCAAAAGUCACACGUAAAUCUCAAAAAUGUCAGAAAAAUUCUAAAAAGCAGCUUUACAAAGACUCUGUCAAUGUCUACUUCUCUUUAAUAUCUUUACCAUUCAUUAUCCAGUCAACAGUCAACGAGAAAACUGAUCAGGUAGAAGUUGUUAUUUUGAUCUAACACUAUAUUCUCGUUACCGAUUGACAAGGAAAUUUAUAGCAACUUGAGGGGAGAAGUAACAAUCACAUCUUGGGAGUCAAAUUAAGGGUUAAAAUGUUCACUUCACAAAAUUACUUCUUUGUCUUCGAUAUUCAGGUUGAUGCUUCUUCUUGGAAUGAAGACAUCUUCGGGCUUGGACUUUACUCCUCGCGCCAAAGAAGAACCGUUCUCAGGUGUAGUUUUGGAUUAUACUGAGAUUAAGAAAAAGCUCGACCUUAAUGAGAAACGCGUCGAAACAUUGGUUGAUACGAUGGAGGCGCAAAACGCUCUGCUCAGAGAAUUAGUAAAAAGGAUUGAUCCUGGGACCAAGAUGGACGAGAAGAGCAUGGAAAUGAAAGGAUCGCCUGUGGAA
Molecule: messenger RNA, 4595 nt
Organism: Pocillopora meandrina
Lineage: Eukaryota; Metazoa; Cnidaria; Anthozoa; Scleractinia; Pocilloporidae
Source: the annotation of a GenBank genome assembly